AAACAUUUGCUGGAGCAGAUUCAGUUAAAACUGUUUAGCAUUGAGCCACUGUUUUCUAGCGUGAGAUUGCUCGAAUCAUUCAUACAAUCAAUGCUCCAGAGCAUUCAUCCAGCAUUUUCAAAGAAACAUUUGCAGAAACUAAAUACUCUUCAAAAAGAUGAUUGCAGUACAGCUUCGGAAUUUGAUAACAAAUUCAGCCUCCAGUUUAAACCUGUAAUAAAGAGCCUGUUGGAAACACUGGUUGCUUGUUCGGUAUCAGUGGAUUGUUUUCAAGCCAUUCUAACCUUCUACCUGGACCUGGUAUCAGUAAAUCCGACACCGACAGAUUUGAAGAACAUAUUUUUGCUCACAAGAAAAGCUUCUUUUUUAGAGGUUGCUGUUUUGAGGGCGUUGUUGGAAGUGCUGCAGAAUGUCGCGGUCGAGCCCAAAGAAGUGUUUAUUUUUCCUCAGAAAGCUCAUGCUGAUGCCGUGCAACGGUCUGAUGAAGGGAAUGUAUCGAACGAAAGCAGUCAUAUUGCCCCUGGACAUCAUGCGGCUAACAAAGGACCCCGUGGUCCGAAUGAAUAUCGUUAUUUCCACAGACAGUGCGCAGUGCAGUUUCAUCUUGAUCAAAUGUCGUUGCAUUUGAAUGACGGGUUUGGUGUUUCCUUUUGGUUGCGCGUAAAAAAGGGGCAGGAAAGGGUUGGUUUACUUCUUAAUCCUCAUUUUGAGCAGUUGUUUUAUUCAUAA
Messenger RNA from Gongylonema pulchrum, 729 nucleotides. Lineage: Eukaryota; Metazoa; Nematoda; Chromadorea; Rhabditida; Gongylonematidae. The record is from the annotation of a GenBank genome assembly.